This is a messenger RNA of Fusarium pseudograminearum CS3096, 885 nucleotides long. RefSeq lists its product as uncharacterized. Gene Ontology annotation, molecular function: chitosanase activity. The coding region runs from base 1 to 885 and encodes 294 amino acids. The transcript has 4 exons. NCBI's taxonomy places the organism in Eukaryota, Fungi, Ascomycota, Sordariomycetes, Hypocreales, Nectriaceae. The record is from RefSeq and is a predicted model, not a curated record.
AUGGGUUCCCUUCGACUUCUCCUGCUUGCAUCAGUUGCUGCUUUGGUUUCUUGCCGCGACGUUCCUGACAACAUCAAGGCUUUCAAAGAAAGCAUCGUCAAGCAGGGUUCCUGCAAUGAUCCUCUCGCCAAGGGGUUUCAUAGCGCCGAUGGCGACGAUGGCUCCUACGUCUACUGUGGCGACCACGUAAAAGACUACAAUGUUAUAUAUCUCCAAGGCACUGAAGGCAAGCUCGUCAACAUGGACAUCGACUGCGACGGUAUCCAGGGCAGUUCUGCAGAUGAUGGACGCUGUGGAUCUUCAGGCGACACGCAAUCUGUUACCUCUUUCCAGGAUCGGCUUCGAACAUACAGCACAAAGCAAAAGGAUCUCGACGCCAACAUCCACCCUUAUGUUGUCUUUGGGAACCUAGGCACUAAGAAGAACUGGCCAACUUUCGAUGCGCAAAAGCAUGGUAUCAAGCCCUUGAGUAUCAUAGCUGUUGUAUGUGGCGAGAAAAUGUUUUACGGUAUCUGGGGUGACGAAAAUGGUGACGAUGGCGAGGAAUCCAUGGUGGGUGAAGCCGCCAUCUCACUCGCAACAGCAUGUUUCGGCAAAUCCAUGAACGGCAACAAUGGUCACGACGCAGACGAUGUUUUAUACAUCGCUUUCCCUGGUAGCGACGCCGUACCAGGAGAUGACGGUGCUGAUUGGAACGCGACAAACUUUAAGGACUUUGAGUCGAGUCUCAGCAGUGUGGGAGACAAGCUGGUAGCACGGAUCAACGACACCAGCAGUGGCAAUGGGACGGAUAGUGGUGAUGAUGACAGUGGUGCGACUCGGGUGUGGUCUACGUGGGGAGUGGGAUUCUGUGUUGUUUCGGUAAUGGCUGCCAUGAUGAUCUAG